AUGUUCACCACUCAGCAGUCAGGCCCCGAUCCCCCCUUCAGAUGCCCAAAUCCUCAGUGUCCUGCUCGCUUCCACGACGAAUCCCUCAUUCUAUCGCAUCUCACAUCCGACAGAAGCUGCACCCUUCAGGUGAUUGACCAGUGGAUGGCUGAAGGUCGCACUGAUGCAUCUUUCGGAGCGUCUCAAGAUAACUCUGGAAGUGAUCGGUACGAUGAGGGUGCGGGUGAAGAGGCUAUGCCUACGGCUCAGCCUGGCCCGUCCUCGGCUAAUACAGCCGAUUCGCUGCAAUCAUCUCGGCGUGCAGCAUUUCACGUCCACGAUCCCAUACCUGCCCCCGUACUCCCGGUUUCUGAGACCUCCCCAUUGCCGCGCUUCGAGACACGGGAUGAUGGCAGGGCUACUGCUCACACAGUGCCACCAGGUGCUACCCGUGUUCUCCACGCGAAUACCAGUGCUAUCUGGUCAGGCGGGCCGGGGCAUCUUUUGAAUCAGGUCGCGAGUGAUCCUUGCGUGCAGACGGGUAUCAGCUCAGGGAACAUCCACUACCCUUUUGCAAAUCGUAUGGAGUGGGAGCUUGCCCAGUGGCUCGAGACUUCUGGCCUUUCAGAUGUUGAUAAGGAUCGGUUCUUGAAACUUGACUACGUCACCACACUUCAGGAGCAUCAGAUAUCGUUUGCAUCGGCUCGAGAACUGCGAAUACGUGUUGAAUCGUUACCCAAGACGCCACAAUGGCAUAGCAUCGUGUUUGAUAUACCUGGAUUUCAGACUGAGGAGCCCAUGCAACUAUUUUUCAAACAUGGCAUCGAGGUCAUUGCGGCGAUGUACGCCAAUCCGAUCUUCGCUAACUGCAUUGACCAUACUGCCUAUCGUGAUAUACGGGACAAUAACUUUGUUUGGGGUGAGUUCAUGAGUGCCGAUCUCGCCGAUCAUCUUCAGUCCUGCCUACAUGAUGGCGAGACUCUUCUGGGUAUCAUCACUUCAUCUGACAAGACUCCGCUGACGGUCGGGACGGGGAACAAGCAAAUGUAUCCCUUUUUACUUGGGCUUGCUAAUAUCCACGGUGCUGUUCGAUUGAAGGCUAGCUCGCAUGCAUAUAGUGUGGCCGCUUAUCUCCCCACUCCGAAGUUCCGAAAUGUACCUGCAGGUGUACAGAGUACCUUGGCUUCGCGUGUCUAUCACUUCUGUGUCGACAUCGUCACACAAUCUCUCAAGGAUGCAUGCCGUCGUUCGCAGUUCCUGCCCGGGCCUGAUGGCAAACUGCGCCUCUGCCGAACACCUCUUGUGGCAAGUGUUGAUGAUCGUCCAGAACAGGUUCUCAUUGCCUGUACGAUGCAUAAUCAAUCGUCUGUGACUCAUGCCACUUCGAAGCAGUUUGGCGAUGGUAAACUGUACCCGCCGCGCACUCGCAAUGAUACUCUGGCCCUGAUCAAUCAGGCUAUAUCGGAAUGCCCAGACGUGAAUAACAUCCCGCGCUUUUAUCGAGUAUGUCAGCGGCUCGGAUUGAGUGGUGUUACCGAUCCGUUUUGGCGCGACUGGGGGUCAGACGACUUCUAUAUGGCUUGUCCAUCAGACUUUCUGGUGCCUGAGCUCCUUCACACUGGUCAUAAGUUCUUCUGGGAUCACCCUGUGAAGUGGGUCAAGCAGCUUAUGAAGCAAGAUAACGAGAUUGACUUCCGUCUCAUGGCUCUCCCACUACGAACGGGGAUACGCAGCUGGUCAAACGGCAUCACCGGCCUCAAGCAGGUGACAGGAGCUAUGCAUCGAGAUAUCCAGCACGUACUUGCCCCGAUAAUGCAUGGAAGCGAAAACGUACCUUAUGGUGUAUACACCGCAAUUCUCCUCAUGAUUGAAUAUCUACGAGACUCGCAUAAAGAUAGCUAUGGACCAGAUGACUUAACCAGUCUCACUGCUUUGAUCGACGCCUUCCAUGUGUACAAGAAUGCUAUUCUCGAAGCGAAAGCUCGCCGGGGUGAAAAGGGGAAUGUGCUUGAACACUUCGAGAACAUACCCAAACUCGAGCUUCUUCUAGGGAUAGUGCCCAGCAUACGUCGUUUGGGGGCAAUCUAUCCUUACACAGCCGAUGCAACCGAACGUACCCAUCAGCAUUCAAAGUUCUUCUUCCGCCACACCAAUAAGGCCGCGAACUAUCGGCAACAAGUUGCUCAGCAGAUGUAUAGACAGGACUGUUUACGACAAUUCGAUCUCUUUCUUUCCUCCUGGCUUGAUGAUGAAGCCCGGCCCAUUGAUCCAUCAUUCGAUCUGACAGAAUACGCCCAGGAGCUGAUCUUACAAGGCUACCCAGAGAAAGCAUGGCGCUCUCAGCAUGGGUUAGCAUCGAUGUCAGUCCGAUCUCGGGUGUCUCUCUUCGCAUCUGGGUGGUCAUUCAAUCUCAACACUUCCCAUGCCACGGCUGUGAGUCUCCGAAGCACCCCGCACUAUCCCGAAAUGUCCCUUGUUGAGGCUGCGAAGCGUUGGCGGAUUCCCGACAUGCUCUCGCUACUCCGUCAUCAUGUACCAGGGGAUAGGAUACUCGGCAUCUCCCAUCUUAACAUCUGGGUCGAUGUGCACUUUCAGGCUCGAUCAAGAUCUAACUCUCGCAUCAUCCUACCUGCUCAGAGGAUUGCAGCAGAGCCUAUCAGCAAAGAUCUUCCAUAUGGUCUAUGCAACACCAUACUCAUCGGUACAACAGUGCAAGCUAUGGCUCCAGCAACACCAUAUCGUUGUGCCUUGACUACGGAGCCAAGUGAUGAAGGUAAAGAAAAGCUUUUCUAG
Molecule: messenger RNA, 2772 nt
Organism: Peniophora sp. CBMAI 1063
Lineage: Eukaryota; Fungi; Basidiomycota; Agaricomycetes; Russulales; Peniophoraceae
Source: the annotation of a GenBank genome assembly